UCUCUCCAUCUCUAUUUAAAACCAGUCUUCUCUUUCCCUAACUCAUAUGAAUCCAUCUAACAAAUCUCUAAUACCAUUCAAACUAGAAAACCCCUUUCCAUUUUAGCAUCUUAAGAAGUCGAAAAGAUGAGCUCCACAAGCAGAGCAUGGAUGGUGGCAGCAACUGUCGGAUUGGUGGAGGCACUCAAGGAUCAAGGCUUUGCACGAUGGAACACCACCAUCAGGGCAGUCCACCACCACGCCAAGUCCAAUCUCCGAUCAAUUUCUCAGACCAAGAAGUUGUCUUCGCCGGCGGCCAUGGCUUCAGGCGGAGGCGUAGAAGCGAGGGCGAAGCAAUCAGAGGAGUCGUUGAGAAAAGUCAUGUAUUUGAGCUGUUGGGGUCCCAAUUGAUGAAAACCCUUUGCAGAUGUUAUUAAUUUUAGGCACCUAGAUACCAGAUUAAAUGUACAUGUAAUUAUGCAUUGUGUAUAACAUUUAUAACGAACUGAAAAUCGUUAUUAUGAAAAUACAACCUAAUUUUGUGUCA
Messenger RNA from Lactuca sativa (garden lettuce), 526 nucleotides. RefSeq lists its product as uncharacterized. The record is from RefSeq and is a predicted model, not a curated record. Lineage: Eukaryota; Viridiplantae; Streptophyta; Magnoliopsida; Asterales; Asteraceae.